UCCCCACACAAAACCCUCGCUUCCGCUGCCCAUGGCGUCGCUGAUGGACGACGUCACCGCCGAGAUCUUCCUCCGCCUCCCGCCGGACGAGCCCGAGCACCUCUUCCGCGCCGCCCUCGUCUGCAAGCCCUGGCUCCGCGUCCUCCGCGACCCCUCCUUCCGCCGCCGCUACAGCGUCUUCCACCGGGCGCCUCCCCUGCUCGGCCUCCUCCACAGGCUCCAGGUCUUCGAAGGAGACCCCGCCGCCCGCCUCGCCCCCACCACGGCGGCGCCCCUCUCCCCCUACCCCGACCUCAGCCGCACGCGCCCCCUCGACUGCCGCCACGGCCGCGUCCUCCUCCACGUGGGGGUCGGGGCUUGGCAUUUCGUCGUCUGGGACCCCGUCACGGGCGAGCAGCACCGCCUCCCGGAGCCCGGCAUCCCGUGGCUCAUCUACACUGCCGCCGUGUUCUGCGCCGUGCCGGGCUGCGACCACCUCGACUGCCACGGCGGCCCCUUUCGGGUUGUCUUUCUGGUCACCGAAGACUGCACAGAUCUAGUCAAGGCCGCCGUGUACUCAUCAGAGACGGGUGCGUGGAGCACGCCAGUGACAAUGGACGCUGGCUGCGAUGUCCAGCACAGGCGAGAUGCCAUUGCAGCUGGAUUCUACUACACACCCUAUGUCCAGCCUAGGCGGGGUGCCGUCAUUGGAGACGAAGCCUACUUCACACUUCGCUGGGGUAACCCAGUCGUCAAGUAUAACUGGAGCAAGAAUCGCAUAUCCAUGAUUGACCCGCCAACAAAGGAUGUGUACAAACCCGGUGUCAGAAAAGAGUAUGGUAACCACGUCGCCCUCAUGGUGAUGGAGGACAGUUCACUGGGGUUUGCCUGCGUUGAGGGUUCCAGCCUUCAUCUGUGGUCAAGAAAGGUGAAUGCACAAGGAGAUGCAGGAUGGGUGCACUGCAGGGCCAUCCUGCUGGAGAGUGUUAUACCUGUUGCCAGUUCUGAUGACAAACCAUUUGUGGUUGGAUGUGCAGAGGGUGUGGGUGUCAUAUUCGUCAGCACAGGUGCUGGCUUAUUCACAAUCAAGCUAGAUUCUGGGCUGGUUAAGAAGGUUGCCGAGUCUGGGGUCUACUUCAGCGUCCUACCCUACAUGAGCUUCUAUACUCCAGAUCGUGGUAGAUUUCCAUCCCUGGCGGAGAUCACUGAUGUCUGAUAUGCGCCGCUCAAGAGCAAGAGUUCAGGACCUUGCGAAAUGUGAUCUCCGCCGCUCAAGAGCAAGAGUGCAGGACCUUGCGAAAUGGACGAAGCCAUUAUCAUAAAUGUACUGCUGGUAGCUUCUUGCAGAGCUACCGCUAUCAUAUCCUUUUUAUUUUCUGUUGAGUGGGUAAAGCACGAUUGGUGCAAGUCAUUAUGACCAAAACUAGGGAUGCAGAUUUUGAAUCAUCUCGGCCGUUCGGCCAGUCCAAAAUUCAUCUAAAUGGACUAGCUUGGAUUCCGAAGCCAGAAAGGUGGAAUGGAAACCAACAAUGCUGCCAUGUGAAGCUUCUUCUUUUUUGUUUUAAAAUUCCGGAUGUUUGGGUAGCCUUUUGGACACAUAACUGGAAGGUGAUAUCUUAGGAACUCAGGGCUUAAGUCUGGUUAUUGAAUAGUUGAUCUAGUUGAUUGAACCUGUAUCGGCAGCCAUGGUAAAAGGGAGAUGAAAGUUGACCUGGAUGUCAUGUCAUGUGUUUUC
This is a messenger RNA of Triticum aestivum (bread wheat), 1714 nucleotides long. RefSeq lists its product as uncharacterized. Gene Ontology annotation, molecular function: protein binding. The record is from RefSeq and is a predicted model, not a curated record. Lineage: Eukaryota; Viridiplantae; Streptophyta; Magnoliopsida; Poales; Poaceae. The coding region runs from base 32 to 1195 and encodes 387 amino acids. The transcript has 2 exons.